AUGAAUAACAAAAGAAGGCGGUUCGUGAGCGUGAUUAAGUUGUGCGGUUACGAGCUCCCCACUCAUCGUAAUGAUGAACCUUGCUUUGCACUGGCCCCACCGAGUGCAUCUCCAGAUAUUGGUCCUGGCCCCGCGUACGCCACAGUAGAAAGUGUGACCACCGACUAUAGCCAGCUGCUUACCAGUCUUGUUACGGACGAAAACAACUGA
Molecule: messenger RNA, 210 nt
Organism: Parnassius apollo (apollo)
Lineage: Eukaryota; Metazoa; Arthropoda; Insecta; Lepidoptera; Papilionidae
Source: the annotation of a GenBank genome assembly